GUGCCCAUCAUUACCAAACCUGUAGUGAAGAGUUCGCUCUUUCAUCCGCCCUUUCUCUUCACGCCGACACUGAAUGCGAGCGCAAACUGUCCGCGAACUUUCAAAAAGGCCAAAAAUAUUGUCGGCGUCAUAGGCCCGGCGUCCAGCACUGUCACCAUUCAGGUCCAGAAUCUGCUGCAACUUUUUAAUAUACCACAAGUGGGUUAUUCAGCGACGAGUCGAGACCUGAGCAUAAAAUCCUAUUACAAGUACUUCUUGCGUGUCGUGCCAUCAGAUCUACUUCAGGCCCGAGUGAUG
Molecule: messenger RNA, 297 nt
Organism: Medioppia subpectinata
Lineage: Eukaryota; Metazoa; Arthropoda; Arachnida; Sarcoptiformes; Oppiidae
Source: the annotation of a GenBank genome assembly